Messenger RNA from Scaptodrosophila lebanonensis, 1581 nucleotides. It is a transcript of the gene RpIIIC53, whose product is annotated as DNA-directed RNA polymerase III subunit RPC4. Gene Ontology annotation, molecular function: DNA binding. Gene Ontology annotation, biological process: transcription by RNA polymerase III. The record is from RefSeq and is a predicted model, not a curated record. Lineage: Eukaryota; Metazoa; Arthropoda; Insecta; Diptera; Drosophilidae. Gene Ontology annotation, cellular component: RNA polymerase III complex. The transcript has 5 exons. The coding region runs from base 92 to 1441 and encodes 449 amino acids.
GAUUUAAUGAAAUUGAGUUUUUAGAGAGAGAGAGGACAAUUAGUUAAUUUAUUAAUUAAGUACUUUAAGUUUGUUGGCUAGCAACAAUGCGAUGCAACAAUUGGUCAUGCCAGCCAAACGUUUGACCGCCAACAGUGGGAGUGGCAGCAGCAACAACACAACAUCUGCAACGUCGACGCGACAGAGCACACCGUUGGAGACAGCACCACUUAAUAUAAACACGAUAAUGCUGAAUGGAAUGGCUCGAUUAACGCCUGCCCGUGAUCUAACCUUGGGAGGUCGUGGAGCGGGCGCGGGCGGCAACAAAAAGGUUUUCGCACCCAAUCUCAAUGUGGUCCGCAACAAAAACACCAAUGUGAAGACCUCGAAAGAUUUUACGGCAGAGCGUGGCGCUCGCCGUGGUGGGCGUGGCGGUCGCGGGUCUAAUGCGGCAGCUGGCCGCGGUCGCGGCGGCUCCACAUUAAUACAGACAGCGGGCGUUUUCUCGGAGGGCGCAGGUGCUGUGCAUCUGCGAAAAUCAACUGGCAGUGGAUCGGUGUAUGGACGCGCUAGCGAAGAAGUAUCCAUUACUCGAAAACGCGCGGAACGAAAGGACGAGAAGUCGGCACAGCAGCAACAGCAUGCAAGGAAAUUGCUGGACAGCAGCGACGAUGAGGAUUCGAGGCUCGGCAGUGAUAAUGAAAUUGAGGCUGAUAAGACUGAUGUGGCAUUCAAACCGAUAAUCUUGAGCGAAGGCCUUUGGCGCACCAACAAGCCCAGUGUCAAGCAAGAGGCAAUGGUCAUACCAGAUCUAAGCACAAGCAACGAGGAUCCCAUUGCGGUUGCUCAGCGACUGCAGAAUCUGUACGUUCAGUCGAGCAAACCAGAUACACCACCUCCUCAGUACGGUCGGUAUCCAUGCAGCAUAAAUGCUUUUUUGGAUGCACCACAGUCCCAAAUAUUUCUUAUGCAAUUGCCGGAUGUGUUGCCUUGUGUCAGCGAUGACCCCAGCGAUGUAGCCACAGAAGACUCGAAAAAAGAUAUAGGUUUGUCGCCAGACUCGUCGGAUAUGCCCGCAAGUCCCGCAACGAGCAACCAAUCGACCGCGCCCAGGCAUAGCGUAUUAAAGCAGCUGGAGGAGGGUCAAAUAGGCAAAAUUCUGCGAUAUCGCUCGGGCCGCGUCAAACUGGUGCUAGGCGAGACGCGCUUCGAUCUGGAUAUGGGUCUGGAAUCGGGGUUCCUCCAGGAACUCAUGUCCGUUACCGCCAAUCGCGAAGAACGUAGUGGUGAUAUGAUAAAUCUGGGACCCAUUCAGGCGAAAUUGAAAGCUACGCCCGACUGGGUGCAUCUAUUUAAGCAGCAAGAGGCAGCUGCGCGCCGAACACCCUCGUUACGCACAACAGCAGCAGCAGCUGCGACAGCAACAGCGAUGCCGACCUCCAAUGGCGCCAAUAGCACAUAGCAUAGUUGUUCCUAGAUGUUUCCCAGAUGUCCCAGCAUGGUGUUUAGUUAUGUGAGAAAAAAAAUUAAUGUAUAUAGCGAUGCAUCCUACACUUAAGUUAUUUAAAUACAUAAUCAAAAAAUUGAAUCCUUGGGGAUAAA